UAUUCAUUAAAGGGUUUCGCGACCUCCGUUUGAUCUUCCAACUCCGAGUGAUUCCGUGCCACGGAGGUGCCACCAGGAAAAGGCGACGCACGCUGACAACUCUUAGUACCAUGGAGAGCUCAGGGAUGCUGCUGGGUCUGCUGUGCGUCAGCCUCAUGUCCGUCAUGUGCGGCGGACAGUCACGCGAGGUGUCCGCAGAGGAAUACGAAGCGAAGAAAUCCCCUGCUUCCACAGAGCGAGAACUCGUGGAAGCGAUGGAGGAAUUGCUGGGGAAGUUCCAGAGCACACUGCCGUCUACUGAGAAGAGGGGGAGCAUCCCGCUGUGUGGGGUCGGGGACCGCUGUGCCGUGAGGCUGGGUCCACGCAUUGGGAAGCUCUGUGACUGCGGCAGAAGGAGCAACUGCAACGCCUUCCUCCUUAAGUGCAUCUAGACCCCAUGCUUCCCUCCAGCACCCCUGCACGAACACUGCCACACCUAGCAAAGGCACACGGCAAGACAGACACCUCGCCUGCCUGAAUGCUACUGUUUCCCCUCAACCUCCA
Messenger RNA from Megalops cyprinoides (Indo-Pacific tarpon), 543 nucleotides. It is a transcript of the gene cartl, whose product is annotated as cocaine- and amphetamine-regulated transcript-like. The record is from RefSeq and is a predicted model, not a curated record. Gene Ontology annotation, biological process: adult feeding behavior; negative regulation of appetite; positive regulation of MAPK cascade. Gene Ontology annotation, molecular function: neuropeptide hormone activity. Lineage: Eukaryota; Metazoa; Chordata; Actinopteri; Elopiformes; Megalopidae. Bases 111 to 431 code for a protein of 106 amino acids. The transcript has 3 exons.